AUGUGGAAGUCGUCUGCUGGUGUUAACAUUGAAAUACCUGUUGAGAAUAUGGAUGAUGAUUGGGAGACCGAUCCUGAUUUCGUGAAUGAUGUUAGCGAGGAAGAACAGAGAUGGGGUUCUCGGACAGUACCUGGUUCUGGUCGAGUAUUGGACCAUGUUGAGUUAGUACUUCUGUUUUUGAUUACCUACUUAUAAAUAUAAUUAAUUUUUUUUUUUAUUAAGUAUGAGUCAAUUGCGGGAUGAAGUAACUAAAGCUCAUAAGGAUCAAAAAAAAAGAGAGAUGGAAGAAGGACCUCAAGCAGCAUUUGGAUAUGGUGGAAAAUUUGGUGUACAAUCAGACAGGUAGUUGUCAUAUAAAUAAAUUAUAUAUUAUUUAGUAGGUACCUAGGUGUAAUUUAUUGUAUACCUAUAUAAUAUUUAUUCAUUAGUAGGUUAGGAGGAAUCUAAUUUAUAUGCAAUAUGUUUGUUUUUUCUUUACAAAAUAUAAAACUGCUAUACAUUUUAGUUUAAACAGUUUAAAUUUUAAGAAUUUUUAUCAAAAUUGUAUACCUAUUUAUCAAAAAAUGUAGGGUUUUGUUUUAAAUUGUUUUUAUUUUUUCAGAAUGGAUAAAUCAGCUGUUGGACACGAUUAUAUUGCACCUAAAUUCAAGCAUGCCUCACAGACUGAUUACAGUACUGGUUUUGGUGGUAAAUUUGGGGUUCAAUCAGAUCGAAUUGAUAAGGUACCUAUAGAAAAUGUUUCAAAUGCUAUAUUAAUUUCUUGUUUUGUUUACAAGCUCUUAUUAUUUAUUAAUUUGAUCAAAGUUCUUUAAUAAUGUAUAUUCUGAAUAUCUAUUAAUCUAAUGUUACCUAACUUUAUUUUAAAGUAUUAUUACUUAUUAUUUUACAUAAUUUUUUUUAUGUUUAGUUAAUAUUUUACUAUUAUUAAAUAAAAUCUGUUUUUAUAAAUAUAUGUAUUCUAUAUUUUAGAGUGCUGUAAGUUGGAAUCAUAAAGAAAAAAUUGAAAAACAUGCAUCUCAAAAAGAUUAUAGUUCCGGAUUUGGUGGAAAGUUCGGCGUGCAAGCUGAUCGGCAGGAUAAAAGUGCUGUUGGUUGGGAUUAUGUUGAAAAAUUACAAAAACACGAGUCUCAAAAAGGUUAGGUUAUUAAAAUAUUUGUAAUAACUUAUUCAUUAUACUUAUCUAUUUAUUUAUUUAUUUUUGAGCAAUAGAUUAUGCUGUUGGUUUUGGCGGUAAGUUUGGUGUACAGUCAGACCGUCAAGAUAAAUCUGCAGUUGGAUGGGAUAGUGUAGAAACUGUUGAAAAACAUCAAAGUCAAGUUGAUCAUAGUAAGGUAUGUUCUACUUCUUUCUUAAAGACAAGGUUAAAUAGUCAAUUCAAGCUGGGGAGGAGCAUAUAAUACUUAAAUGUAUAAAUGAAGUAUUAUACCUCUAAAAUUAUACGUUAAUAGGUUUUAUAUAUAUAUAAAACCUAUUCAUAAUAUAGACAUAUUGUUUGUUAUAAUUUAAUUAACAAGGAGGUGAUAAGAUCAAUUAUAACAUUUUCUGGUGUAAGAAGUAGACUGGAGGAAAAAUGAUCCAAAAAACUUAAAUUAUAAAAUUAAAAUUAUUAAAAAAAAUGUAAACUAAAUAGAAUAAUACCAAAUACUUAAUAAUUACUAAUCAUAAUUAAAUAUUAAAGUAUAUUUUAUAAAUUUAUAAUUCAUAAUAAUUAAUAGUAUACAAGUUUGAUCAGUAUUAAUUUUAAUAAAAAUAUUAAAAUUUAAAAUAAUUAAAUAAUUAACACAACGUUAUUUACUACAGAAUACUAAAGGAAUAUUAUGAAAUAUUUAGGUAGUGUAUGUAUAUUUAGGUGUGUACUAUUCGUUAUUAAAUCUUGUUUAUGCCAAUCAAUGAUGAUAAAAGUUAAAAUUUGGUUUUAUAAGUAUAUGCAAUUAUAAUAGUAUCAAUCUUAUACAGUACACUAAAUAAAAAAACUUUUACAUAUGAUUUUUCCCUACCUUGUAUUACAUAUUAUUAUAAAUUAUAAUAUAUUAUUUUUAUUGAAAUCAUGCUAUUUUUAUUAUUUAUUAGGGUUUUGGAGGAAAGUAUGGUUUACAAAAUGAUAGAAUAGAUAAAUCCGCUCAUAAUUAUGCAGAAAGUUCUGGACAGGUUGGGACAAAUUACCAAAAAGAGAAACCAGAAAUAAGUAAGUAAUAGUUUCUUAUCACUAGUAUAACACAUUAAAGUAAAAUUAAUGAAUAAAAAAAAAAAAAUGAAAUUAUUAGUACACAAGUAUAAUCAAUUAUUUUUAGCAAGUAUUAAACCAUCAAAUCUCCGAGCAAAAUUUGAAAAUAUUGCCAAGCAAGAAGAAGAAGAAAAUGAAAAACGGCGUUUGGCAGAACAAGAAAGGAGAAAACAGAGAGAAUUACAAGAAAAAAAAGAAGCUCGUGAAAGAGAAGAAAAACGAUUAAAAGAAUUGCAACAAAAAGAAGAACAGAAACAAAAGCUUUUAGAUGGUCCUGACCAACUUAACAAAAUUGCUCCAAUUACGGUAAAUUAAUUUUGAGUAGUUUGUAUAAUACAUUGAAAAAAAAGAGAUGUUUCUUUUUUUUUUUUUUUUUUAAAUUGAUUAAUAAUUGUUUUAACCCCUAGAAUACUGAAAUACUUGGAUAGUUUAACAUAGUUUUAUGAUUAUACAAAUUUAAAUCAAACUUAUGUAUUUUAGAAAAUUGAUUAUGACGAAGAGGAGUCACCAAUAUCUACAGAGUCUGUUCUACCACCAAUUGUUGUGGGAGCAACUAUUCAACCAUCUAUGAAAAAUCAUGAAGAAGCUUUAAAAAGAAUAGCAACUGAGGAAAAAGAGCAUACACAAAAAAGUGAACAAACUAGAAUUGAAAGGGAAAAUAUUUUGCAAAAAAAAAUAGAAGAGAAAAAAAUAAACGAAGAAAUAAAAAGAGAAAAUGAACUGAUGAAAAAAAAAGAACAGCAAAAAUUAAAAGAAGAAUUUAUUACACAAGAAAAUGAAAAGAAAAAGUUAAAAGAUUUAGCUGAAGAAGAACAACGCAUAAAAAAAACAGAGGAAGAAAAAAAUACAGAAGAAUUAAGGAGAAAGUUAGAAGAAGAAACUAGAAUAAAAUUAGAAGAAGAAACCAGGAAAAAAUUGGAAGAAGAAACUAGAAAAAAAAUAGAAGAGGAAGCCAGAAAACAAUUAGAAAUAGAAACAAAAAAACAAUUAGAAGCAGAAACUAAAAAAAAAUUGGAAGAAGAGGUAAGGAAAAAAGAAGAAGAACGGCAGUUAGAAGAACAAAAACUUCAUGAACAGCUGAAAAAUGGAGCAGUAUGUGAAGAAGAACCAGAAGGUGGAUAUACUGCUGUAGCUUUAUAUGAUUAUGAAGCAUGUAAGUGUAGAUUAUGGUUUUUAAUAAUAAUCAAUAUAUUAUAUACCACUUCAACGAUGGACCACCCAUCUUGUAAAUUAUGUUCAUUUUUUUAUACUAAUAUUUUAUUAUAUAGCUGACAAUUUUACUUUUUUUCUUAUUGCUUGAAAGUAUUCAUAUUCAAAUAUGUCUUUGUUUUAUAGUUUAUCUUUAUUCCCAUUUUGCUUUACCUGUAGCAGUAUAUUGAACGAAAGAAAUAGAUGGAAAGUCAGUCACUGGCGACCUAAUGAUUUUCAUUAGUGUUAUAGAUAACCAUACAGCACAGGGAUUAAACUAUACAUCCACUAUACAUAAUAGUACUAUAAAAGUUUAGUGUUUUUAUACUGUACCAAAAAAUACAAAGAUUCAAAGAUAAAAAAGGUGUUUUCACUUUUCACUUAUCCAAUCAGUACAGUACAUAGUUUUGUAUUUUUUUUUCAUCCAUAUUAUCAAAUUGACCCAUCCUAUUUCAAGUAAAUAAUAGACUGGUAGACAAUCAGAUACUCUUUAUUUUAAGUUGCUAUAGUUGUUAUGGUAUUUUUAUUUUUAUUUAUUUUUUGUUUAAAUUGUUUUUUAUUCACUCAGUGUAACUAAAGUAACCCAUAGUUAACAAAAAUAAUUUAAUUUUCAUACCGAAAAUACCUAAGAACUUUUUAUCCCCUUCUUGGUCGUUAAUCUAAAUGAAGACUACCCUAUAUUUUAAGUUGAACCAAAUCGCACACAUUAAGCAAAAUCAGUUGAGUAGUUUCAGAGUGCACUGUAUGUAAACUCUAGCGAUUUUCAUAAUAUUAAAGAUAAUGUUUAUAGGAUUUAAUACUAAAUUAUUCUUUUAUUUUUUUGUAAAUUAUAGGGUCUCGGUUAAAAAUUUGUUUUUCUGUCUGUCUUAUAAGUAAUUUAUUAUAGCAACAAAGGCAUUUUUUAUUUUCAUGUUUGCAACUCUGGUUUAGCAAAGGCAAUUAUCAAAUAAGACUAUGUACAUUUUAUAAAGAAAAGUAUUUAUGAAAUUAUCAAUAGAAAAUGCCAUAGUUAAGAAACUAUAAUAUCUGACACAUUUGGUUUUGGGUGAAAUUCUUUGACUAUAAAAUGUUUAAUAAUUAAUAUAAGGAAAACAAAUUAUGUGUUAUUCAUGGGAAUUCAAAUAAUUAUUUAACUAUCUAUUUAUAUUAUUUACAAUAUGUAAUUAUUAUUGAAGAAAUUAUUUUAUUUUAGCGGCUGAUGAUGAAAUAAGCUUUGAUCCUGAUGAUAUUGUAACAAAUAUCGAAAUGGUAAGUAUUACAAAAAUAAAUCUACAACAAUUUUAAUUUUGUUAUUAAGAGGACAUUAUAGUUGCAUCUACUGUCUCAGUCCAACUACCGGGUAACAUACUUAAAAAAUGCUUUUGCGGCAUAAGUAAAACUCGCUUAAUUUUAAUUUUAGAGUAAAAGUACUUAUUAUGAAACAUAGAGAACAAUAUUUUAAAGGGAAUGCCAUACAUUUUUUUUUUUUUUUAAUUAUGAACUAUUAAAAAUGUUGCAGUUGUUUAAAAAACUAAAAAAUAAAAUGUUUUGUAUCUUUUAUAUCAAGCUUUAUAUUUUGAAUAAUACAAAAAUCCUAUGACAUACCUUCCAAAAUAUUGUUCUCUAUAAAUUCCAUAGUAAGAACUUUUAUUCUAAAAUCAAAAUUAAGCUAGUCUUACUUAUUCUGUUUAAGCAUUGUUUACGCAUGUUACCCGGUAAUUGGACUGAGAUAGUAGAUGUGGGUAUAACAUCAUCUUAAGUUAUGUUAUUUUUUAUUUCAUUCAUCUACUUUAUAAAAAGUGUAAUUUAGUGAAGAGGAACUUAUAUAGUUGCAGUUUUAUUAUUUUUAUUUAUUUAAAAUAUUUCUAUGUAUAAUUUGAUUUUUUACAUUGGUAUUUUAAUUUUAACUAUUGUUUAUUGAUUGGAAAACAAAAAAAAUAAAGUAUAUUGAUUCUAAUUAAGAGUUAAGUGGUUGAAAUACUAGAAAUAAUUUAUUAUUAAUAUUUUAGAAAUGUAGUAAAUAUUCAUUGUUUUAUAAAUUUUAUAAUUAUAGAUUUUACUUUUUCAGAUUGAUAAAGGCUGGUGGAGAGGAUUAUGUAAAGGUCAAUAUGGUCUAUUUCCAGCCAAUUAUGUUGAAAUUAUUCCUUAA
Messenger RNA from Cinara cedri, 5540 nucleotides. The record is from the annotation of a GenBank genome assembly. NCBI's taxonomy places the organism in Eukaryota, Metazoa, Arthropoda, Insecta, Hemiptera, Aphididae.